AUGGGCUGCAAACCACCAAUGAUUCACAGAGAUAUCAAAUCUACUAAUAUACUUCUUGGUAAGAAUUUCCAAGCUAAACUUGGCGAUUUUGGCCUUUCAAGAUCUUUUCCAGUGGGAAAUGAAACUCAUGUGUCAACAAAUGUGGCUGGAUCGCCAGGUUAUCUUGACCCUGAAUAUUACCGAACAAACUGGUUGACAGUGAAGAGCGAUGUCUUCAGUUUUGGAGUUGUAUUACAGGAAAUCAUUUCUAGCCAGCCUGUGAUUGACCCUUACGCGUUAACCAAUGGAGAUAUCAAAAACAUUGUGGAUCCAAGUCUCAUUGGGGAUUAUGACUCUAGUUCAAUGUGGAAGGCUCUUGAGCUCGCAAUGUCACGCGUUAGUGCAUCCUCGUCUGGAAGACCAAAAAUGUCACAGGUUGCAAAUGAACUACAAAAGUGUCUCUUAUCUGAAAACUCAAGGAAAGAAGGCAGACAUGAUGUGGACUCCAAAAGUUCUGUUGCACUGAGCACAAGCUUUGGGACCAAACACAAUCCUGAUGCACGCUAA
Eruca vesicaria subsp. sativa (arugula) is the source of this 546-nucleotide messenger RNA. NCBI's taxonomy places the organism in Eukaryota, Viridiplantae, Streptophyta, Magnoliopsida, Brassicales, Brassicaceae. The record is from the annotation of a GenBank genome assembly.